GAUACCUCCCCCAAGGCGCGAUGACGUCACCGGCCAUCUCCCAGCAGCAGACUUGCGUCGAGCAGACUCACACGAUGUGACGCCGACGUCUGGACGACACCUCGCCGGCUCCCUUCCUCCCUUCUUCCUCCCACUUUGCACCAGCCUCUCCUCUCACGCUUCUGCUAAAUCCUAUUCCGAAUUGCGGGCUCCAGCCGUCGGGCCGCCAUGGCAGUUGUUUCCUCCACAUCCGGGCCACACCGCCUGGACUCCAUUAUUGUGUGAAAGUGGCUGAUAAAGGUCCUCAUUUCCCCACCUAAGGCGCCGGGACGGCGGCAACGAAGAGCUGAUGUCUAACCAAGGAGUUCGGCGGAACGGUCCGGUGAAACUGCGACUAACAGUGUUGUGUGCCAAAAACCUGGUCAAGAAGGACUUCUUCCGUCUCCCUGAUCCCUUUGCCAAGGUGGUAGUGGACGGUUCGGGGCAGUGCCACUCCACAGACACUGUGAGGAACACGCUGGACCCCAAGUGGAAUCAACACUACGACCUAUACAUUGGCAAGUCCGACUCCAUCACCAUCAGUGUGUGGAACCACAAGAAGAUCCACAAGAAGCAAGGGGCCGGCUUCCUGGGGUGUGUCCGCCUCCUCUCCAACGCCAUCAACCGCCUUAAAGACACAGGAUACCAGAGGCUGGACCUGAACAAGCUGAGUCCAAACGACAGCGACACAGUCCGAGGGCAGAUCGUGGUGAGCUUGCAGUCCAGGGACCGGAUAGGCACAGGCGGCCCCGUGGUGGACUGCAGUCGACUGUUUGACAAUGAUCUUCCAGACGGCUGGGAGGAGAGGAGAACCGCGUCCGGUCGAAUCCAGUACUUGAACCACAUCACACGCACCACGCAGUGGGACCGGCCAACUAGGCCUGCGUCGGAGUACUCCAGCCCCGGGCGGCCGCUGAGCUGCAUCGUGGACGAGAACACUCCCGUGAGCGCCAACGGGGCCACGCCCAUCAUGGCGCUGCCCCCCGGCGACGGCGAGCAGCGGGUGCAGGAGCGGCGCGUUCGCUCCCAGAGGCACCGCAACUACAUGAGCAGGACUCACCUGCACACGCCUCCGGACCUCCCCGAGGGCUACGAGCAGAGGACCACGCAGCAAGGCCAGGUGUACUUCCUGCACACUCAGACAGGUGUCAGCACAUGGCACGACCCCAGAGUACCCAGAGACCUGAGCAACGUGAACUGUGAAGAACUGGGUCCUCUCCCUCCUGGCUGGGAGAUCCGGAACACGGCCACAGGAAGAGUCUACUUCGUGGACCACAACAACCGGACCACGCAGUUCACCGACCCGCGCCUCUCUGCCAACCUGCAUCGGGUCCUCAAUCCGAGCUCCAAUGGCUCCCGAGGAGGCGUGGAGAGUCAGAAUGUGAGUCGCCAGAACCAGCUGAAGGAACAGGUCCAGCAGGCUCCGGUGUCCCCGGGUCAGCUCCCGGACGAGUCGGAGUGUCUCACGGUGCCCAAGUACAAGAGAGACCUGGUCCAGAAGCUGAAGAUCCUCCGACAGGAACUGUCCCAGCAGCAGCCCCAGGCCGGCCACUGUCGCAUCGAGGUGUCCCGCGAGGAGAUCUUUGAGGAAUCCUAUCGGCAGGUGAUGAAGAUGAGGCCCAAGGACCUGUGGAAAAGGCUGAUGGUGAAAUUCCGCGGGGAAGAAGGACUGGACUAUGGAGGCGUGGCCAGGGAGUGGCUCUAUCUGUUGUCCCAUGAGAUGCUGAACCCGUACUACGGUCUCUUCCAAUACUCCCGAGACGACAUCUACACUCUGCAGAUCAACCCGGACUCUGCGGUCAACCCUGAGCACCUGUCUUACUUUCACUUUGUGGGGCGCAUCAUGGGCAUGGCGGUGUUCCACGGCCACUACAUCGACGGAGGCUUCACCUUGCCCUUCUACAAGCAGCUGCUGGGCAAACCCAUCACCCUGGACGACAUGGAGUCUGUGGACCCGGACCUGCACAACAGCCUGGUCUGGAUCUUGGACAACGACAUCACAGGCGUGCUGGACCACACCUUCUGCGUGGAGCACAACGCCUACGGAGAGAUCAUCCAGCACGAGCUGAAGCCCAACGGGAAGAGCAUCGCGGUGACGCAGGACACCAAGAAGGAGUACGUGCGCCUCUACGUCAACUGGCGCUUCCUGCGCGGCAUCGAAGCUCAGUUCCUGGCUCUGCAGAAGGGCUUCAACGAGGUCAUCCCCCAGCAUCUGCUGAAGGCUUUCGACGAGAAGGAGUUGGAGCUGAUCGUGUGUGGUCUGGGCAAGAUCGACAUCAGCGACUGGAAGACCAACACGCGACUGAAGCACUGCACGGCCGACAGCAACAUAGUCAAGUGGUUCUGGAAGGCCGUGGAGUCCUUUGAUGAGGAGCGGCGAGCACGCCUGCUGCAGUUCGUCACUGGAUCCUCCAGGGUCCCUCUGCAGGGAUUCAAGGCCCUCCAAGGAGCUGCAGGCCCUCGACUUUUUACCAUCCACCAGAUAGAUGCCAACGCCAACAACCUCCCCAAAGCCCACACGUGUUUCAACCGGAUCGACAUUCCGCCCUACGAGAGCUACGACAAACUGUACGACAAGCUGCUGACCGCCAUCGAGGAGACGUGCGGCUUCGCUGUGGAGUGACUGGAAAAGUGGGCGUGUCCUCCGCCCAUCCUGGACGAGUUUGAGCUGGGACGAGCAAAGUAUUUCACCCUCCGACACAUCUUUUAGUAUCCAGAAGCUGCUAAAAAACUCACCUUUUGCUCCUUUCACCAAGCAUUUUUUUAAACACCAAAACAUGUAGCAACACACACACACACACACACACACACAAUUGGUGUGUUGGCCAGAGUACAGGGUAAGAAGGUAACCACAAGCACUCGAUGCCAGGACGACACACUGAACCCUCUCCAAAGACGCUAGCAUCGCACCCGCAACCCUCUUUUACACACGGGAUCUUUUUUCACGUCCCAGGGCAAAUGGAAAGAAGGAUAUAAUAUAUCUAAUUUAUUAUUACAAGUCCCCUUUUUUAAAGCCAGGAAAGUUCCAUUGGGAUGAGCAAACUUUUGGGCACCGGCUGGGAUGUGGUACCAGGAACCCUCACGGGAUGUGGUACCAGGAACCCUCACGGGAUGUGGUACCAGUACCAGGAACCCUCGCCUGUCUGCACCGCCGCUCUACCAUCGGAGACACGCUUUUUUGGUGUCACGCAAAAGAGUUUCAAUUGUCAAACACAAAAAAGAUGAAGUCAUCAUUUCACACAAAAAGCGUUUUUUUUUUUUUUUUUUUAUGAAAUCAGUCAAAACCUACUUUUAGUUUUACUCUUAACUACACACUAAACAUCUUGAAGUUUGAAUGAUUUUCUCCAGGUUUUUUGUUUUGUUUUGUUUAUUACCUUCACCCACAAUUAUGAAUUCUGUUCAUUUUCAAGGUUGUUUUUUUUCACUCUCCCCUCUACAAUUAUGAAUUUUAUUGAUUUCCCGCAGUUUUUUUUGUUUGUUUUCACUCUUUACUUCCAAAUUUUGUUUUGCUUUAAAUGAUUUUCACCGUUUUUUGUUUAAUUUAACUCUCGACUUCACAAUAAUUAAUUUUAAUGAUUUUUGUUUAAGGUUUUUUUUUUAACUCUCGACUCCUCAAUUCUGAAUUGUAAAUUUUUUCUGCAGGGUUUUUCUGUUUUUUUGAGUUUUUUUCACUCCUGACUCCACAAUUAGGAUUUUUUAUUAUUUUCUCCAGGUUUUUUUAAACUCUCAACUCUGCAAUUAUGAUUUUCUCUUUGGUUUUCUUUGUGUGUUUUUUUCUCACUCUCUACUCCACAAUUAUGAAUUGAAAUUAUUUUCUCCAGGUGUUUUUUUGUUUUGUUUUAACUCUCAAAUCCACAAUUAUUAAUUUUCAUUAUUUUCUACAGGUUUUCUUUUUUGUUUUAUUUGUUCUUCACUCUUAACUCCACAAUUAGGAAUUGUAAUUAUUAUCUCCAGGUUUUUUUGGUUUUUUUUAACUUUUCACUCUACAAUUAUGAUUUUUUAUGAUUUUCUCCGGGGAUUUCUUUGUUUGGUUUUUUUUUGUUAGUUUUUUCACUCUCAACCCAACAAUUAUGAAUUGAAAUUAUUUUCUCCGGAUGUUUUUUUUUAGUUUUUUUUUUUAUUCUCAAAUCCACAAUUAUUACUUUUCAUUGUUAUUUCCAGGGUUUUUUUUUUUUUUUUUUUAACUCUCCACUUUAUAAUUAUGAUUUUCUGCGGGGUUUUCUUUGUGUUGUUUUGGGGGUUUUUUUCACUCUCAACUCCACAAUUAUUAAUUGUAAUUAUUUUCUCCGGGUAUUCUUUUUUUGUUUGUUUGUUUGUUUGUUUGUUUUUCACUCUUGACUCCACAAUUAUUAAUUUUAAUAACUUUCUCUGGGUUUUGUUUUUUGUUUGUUUUCACUCUUUACUCCCAAAUUAUGUUUUUUGUAAUUAUUUUCUCUCGACACCACCUUAAUGAAUUUUAAUGAUUUUCUCCAGGCUUUUUUCACUCUUAACUCCACGAUUAUGAAUUUCAAUUAUUUCCUGCAGGGUUUUUUCACUCUUAACUCCACAAUUAUGAAUUUUAAUUAUGUUUUAUUUAAACUCUUGACUCUACAAUUAUGAUUUUUUAUGAUUUUCUCCGGGGAUUUCUUUGUUUGUUUUUUUUGUUUGUUUUUUCGCUCUCAACCCAACAAUUAUGAAUUGAAAUUAUUUUCUCCGGAUGUUUUUUUUAUUUUUAUUUUUUUAUUCUCAAAUCCACAAUUAUUACUUUUCAUUAUUAUUUCCACGGUUUUUUGUUUGUUUUUUUAACUCUCGACUUUAUAAUUAGGAUUUUCUGCGGGGUUUUCUUUGUGUUAUCUUGGGGGGGUUUUUCACUCUCAACUCCACAAUUAUUAAUUGUAAUUAUUUUCCCCGGGUUUUCUUUUUUUUGUUUGUUUGUUUUUUACUCUUGAUUCCACAAAUAUUAAUUUUAAUUACUUUCUCCGGGUUUUGUUUUUUGUUUGUUUUCACUUUUUACUCCCAAAUUAUAUAUUUUUAAAUUAUUUUCUCAGUUUUUGUUUUUUUUUAACUCUCGACACCACAUUAAUGAAUUUUAAUGAUUUUCUCCAGGCUUUUUUCAAUCUUAACUCCACGAUUAUGAAUUUCAAUUAUUUUCUGCAGGGUUUUUUCACUCUUAACUCCACAAUUACGAAUUUUAAUUAUGUUUUAUUUAAACUCUUGACUCUACAAUUAUGAUUUUUUUAUGAUUUUCUCCUGGGAUUUCUUUCUAUUGUUGUUUUUUUUUGUUUUUUUCACUCAACUCCACAACUUAAAUGACUCCACAAUUAUUCAUUUUAAUUACUUUCUUCUGUUUUUUUUCACUCUCGACUCCAAAAUUAUGAAUUUGAAUGUUUUUCUGCAGGGUUUUUUUUUGUUUGUUUUCACUAUUUACUCCCAAAUUAUGUUUUUUUUUUAUUAUUUUCUCAAUAUUUUUGUUGUUGUUGUUUUUUUAACUCUCGACUCCACGAUUACGAAUUUCAAUUAUUUUCUGCAGGGUUUUUUCACUCUUAACUCCACAAUUACGAAUAUUAAUUAUGUUUUAUUUAAACUCUUGACUCUACAAUUAUGAUUUUUUUAUGAUUUUCUCCAGGGAUUUCUUUCUAUUGUUGUUUUUUUUUGUUUUUUUCACUCAACUCCACAACUUAAAUGACUCCACAAUUAUUCAUUUUAAUUACUUUCUUCUGUUUUUUUUCCACUCUCGACUCCAAAAUUAUGAAUUUGAAUGUUUUUCUGCAGGUUUUUUUUUUUUGGUUUGUUUUCACUAUUUACUCCCAAAUUAUGUUUUUUUUUUUUAUUUUCUCAGUUUUUUUGUUGUUGUUUUUUUUUAACUCUCGACUCCACGAUUAGGAAUUUUAAUUAUUUUCUGCGAGGUUUUGUUUGUCUGUUUGGGUUUUUUCACUCUUAACGCCACAACUAUUCAUUUUAAUUAUUUUCUCUGGGUUUGGUUUUCUUGUUUGUUUGUUUUUUCACUCUCAACUCCUCAAUUAUGAAUUUAAAUAUUUUAUUUAUUUUUUUGAACUCUCAAAUCCACAAUUAUUCAUUUUAAUUACUUUCUCCAGGUUUUUUUUUUGUUUUUUCACUCUCAACUCCACAAUGAUGAAUUUGACUGAUUUUCUCCAGGUGUUUGUUUUAAACUCUUUACUCCACAAAAAUGAAUCGAACAAUUCCCACAGUUCCUUCCUCCCUUGAACGGGUGUGGUGCUACAAGGUUAGUUUUCUUCAGCACUCGUACAUGCGAGGACGUACGCCUUCGUGCUCUCUCAGACUUCUUCCUGGCCACAUUCUCAGGGGACAUUUUCUACUUUCCCGAGUGGCGUCAACGCUCGGUCACAGUUGUGAUCUUGUUGGCCACCGUUGAUUGUGGAUCUACGAAUGUUUUCUACAAAAAAAAGGAAAGACUGUUAGCAUUUGCAGAGACAGAAAAGGAGGUGUAGCAGAUGUCACUUCUCUGCUCACUGCUACUUUUCUAUCAUGACUUUUACUUUUGUCACAGCAUGAUCCACUCCACUAUUAUCCGGCACAAGUCUAACCUAUGUUAACACCAGCCUUUUCUAGUUCUCCGUCUUUACUUCACAUUAAACUUGCCUUCGUCUCACGAUGGAAGGCCUCGUACAAAAUAA
This is a messenger RNA of Nerophis ophidion (straightnose pipefish), 6653 nucleotides long. It is a transcript of the gene smurf2, whose product is annotated as SMAD specific E3 ubiquitin protein ligase 2. Gene Ontology annotation, biological process: negative regulation of BMP signaling pathway; ubiquitin-dependent protein catabolic process. The coding region runs from base 329 to 2641 and encodes 770 amino acids. The record is from RefSeq and is a predicted model, not a curated record. The transcript is spliced from 19 exons. Gene Ontology annotation, molecular function: protein binding; ubiquitin protein ligase activity. Lineage: Eukaryota; Metazoa; Chordata; Actinopteri; Syngnathiformes; Syngnathidae.